Messenger RNA from Trichomycterus rosablanca, 2793 nucleotides. RefSeq names its product vezatin, adherens junctions transmembrane protein (gene vezt). The transcript is spliced from 12 exons. The coding region runs from base 26 to 2395 and encodes 789 amino acids. Gene Ontology annotation, molecular function: myosin binding. Lineage: Eukaryota; Metazoa; Chordata; Actinopteri; Siluriformes; Trichomycteridae. The record is from RefSeq and is a predicted model, not a curated record. Gene Ontology annotation, cellular component: plasma membrane. Gene Ontology annotation, biological process: cell-cell adhesion.
UGUUGGAGACUUAUGGCGGAGAGCGAUGACUGAGGAUCUGGAUGAAGAGGUCGUGUUCGAGAACUCUCCGCUGUUCCAGUACCUGCAGGAUCUAGGACACACUGAUUUUGAAGCAUGUUCACCCAUCUCUCAGGAGAAGGAGGAGAAGCUGCGUUACCAAGACAUCCUGCCUCAACCAAAAAAGGGUGGUUUUUGGAGGCUGGUUGAGGUGCUGCGCUCGGUAAGGCCGUUUAUCCAGAGUGACGCCCCUCUGCAGGUGGAACAGCAGCUGGACUCCGAGUUUCGGCAGUACUCUCUGCGCUGUGUGUUAUCUCAGGAUGUGCUGCUGCAGGAGGAUGUCGAGCUGAUCGAGUUGUUAGACCCCAGUGCCCUUUCUCUAAGCUCGAAUGGUACCACCUGCCCUAGUGCCACCUCAGCCCUGGCCGCACCCCGUCACCUCUCCCCACCGUCUAUAUGGGAUUUGUCAGCGUUGGUAGGGCUGCUGGCCGUCCUACUGGCCGUGUGGUGUUCUUGCCCUGAAGGCGAGCAGGGCCUGCUGUGGUUGUGCGUGUGCGCUGCGUGUGUGUUGUGUGUGCAUCGAGGUGUGUGCUUGUGGCGUAAGGCGGCGCUGCAGCGGCGGGUUCAGUCUCAGGCCGUCCAGCUGGAGAGUUUAGUGAUCAACAGUCGAGCUCUGACCAGCCUGGCACGCAAAUCCCUCCGCCUCAUCCAGGAGACCGAGGUCAUCUCACGUGGAUUUACCCUGGUGAGUGCGGCCUGUCCCUUUAACAGGGCGGGGCAUCUGCGCAGCCAGCAGCUGAUCGGUUUGAGGAAAGCGGCCUAUCAGAGCCUUCGCUGUGCGUUCCGGUCCUCCCGUAUCGCCACCUGCAUCAUGCUGAAAUCAUUUCCACUCAACUCCGAGAUCGACAAUGUCACCAACUACGUGUCGACGGUGCCGAUCAGAGAGCUGGGUCUCGGUCUGGGGGCAGAGCAUCUCUCUGACGAGCAGGCGCAGGAGCUCACCAACGACUACAGUCUGCCUGCCCUGAAGCUGCUGUUCCAGUUGUGGGUGGGUCAGAGCUCGGAGUUUUUCCGCCGUCUUGCCCUCCUUCUGUCCUCGGGUAAAGUGGAGCCAGAGUCCAAGCCUCGUCCCCUGGCCUACAACAGCGUGGCUAUAGUUACCGCCUCCCUGCAUCCCUCUCUGUCCGGCUGUCUCAGUGACCUGCAGCGCAGCUUUGAAUUCCAUCGUUACUUCGAGACGCAGCAGCGGUCGCUGAGCUCGGGCAGAACGAGUCGGGCGCAGCAGAAAUGCAGAGAACUCAACUCGCUACAUACGUCCAUCCGCAGCCUUCAGCUCCACCUGAAAGCCCUGCUCAGCGAGAUGAUCAUUCUGGAGGACGAGCUGGAGAAGCUGAUGGUGGCGAAGGAGUCUGAGGAGGUGACGUGUGCUGGAUACCAGGAGCUCCAGGAGCGCCUGCAAGUCCUGCACCCUCACAUGCAGGCCAGUUCGUGCUGCUGGGAGGACAUGACUGGGCAGGUGGACCGCAUGCUGCGCAGAAUCACCAACUGCCCAGAUGGUGCAGACAGUCCAACGGAAGCACCUGGACCCGUCCCACCUCCUCCUGCCCCCAUCUCACACAUAGAUGACACAGACCCGGUCCCAGAGGAGCAGGAACUUGAGGCCUACGUCUCUGACUCAGACUCCGAGUCUGAGUGGCGCGCCAGUGUGGACAUGCUGUCGCCAUGGGAACGGGAGCAUCAGCGACGCGAGAGGGAAGAGUCACGCCGAGUUUUACUGGAGCUCAAAUCCGUCCUGGGGAUUCGAACCUCCGACGGGGAGAGAGACAAACGCAAACUGCUGCUUUUUAGCGAUAAAGCUGCUCUGGCGCAGGUUGCCAGUGAGUUAUCCGAUCAUCACCCAGAAUCCGUAGCAGAUCCGGGUAGCCUGGAGUUCCCGGCCAACCACGCCCCCCACCAUCCCGCUGAGAGAGAGACGGACGAGCCGGAGACGGACGAGCCGGAGAAGGACGCCGUGGUGACCGAAUUUUCCUGCGGCAAUUCAGAGAUGGCCAAGGAAACACAGGAUAACGAAGUCACAGAGGAGGAAACACGGCUUUUCCAAUCAGACGGGCUUAUCGAUGAGGAGGCGGGGCAGGACGGGACACGCCCUCUCGCUCCCAGAAUCCCUGUCUUAUCGGUGAUCGACAGGCUGACGGAACUGCACGGUUCAGAAACGCUUAGCAUGGGCUCGGCUUUGGCUGCUCAGGUCGCCGCUCGCUCUCAUACGUUCUCACACCUGCAGGAGUGCACCUACGGGGACUCGGGAGAGGAGGACGAGGAGCAGGAGAGAGAGGAAGAUGAAGCUAUGCUGCAUGCAGACAGGAAAAAUACCUUAGGGAGAAGCACUGAAGGACCAUAAAUUCUGAACUGGUUACCCCACAUACAGGUUAUUUAUUCCCAUCUGCUCCAGAUUUAUUUAUUCAGAUCAAAAUCAGGACACGGACUUGACUUCAUAAUGUGUGUGUGUGUUUUAUAUGUCAGUCCUAUUGUGUGCCUCCAUGUGUUAUCGUUUACACCCUGUUAAAAAUCCAACAGUCCGUCCAGUUCACCUCAGGUACAGACUAGCAAAUACAGACACGAAUCCUACAGUCGUACACACACGUACACACACACGACGCCUUUCAGUAGAAAGUUAUCUUCAUUGUUGGGCAGAGUUUGGGCUUAGCUGCAUUCCUGAAAUAAGUCCCAUUUCAGUUCUGCAUCGUGCAUUUGUCAUGCAGUGAGUUUGUGCUGAAUAAAGAGUUCUGAAAAAGUCUG